AUGGCGAAUUCACACAAGUCAAUGCGCGUUCCUCGAAACAGCGCCGCAAGCUUCAAUACUUCCGCCAAAUUGAUUGUCAAAGUCGGAUCCACAGCCAACCGUCAAUCCCUCACUGUUCACGAGUCCUUCCUCACCGCUCGCUCUGAGUUCUUCCGCCGCGCCAUGAACGGAAACUGGAGAGAACCUGGGACUCAAAUCAUCAAUCUUUUAGACGAUGAGCCUGAGAUCUUCGCCCUGUACCUUAACUUUGUCUACAAGAACGGACUACCCACCAUAGCUCUCCUUGAGGAGGAAUUCCGUACACUUUCUCUAAGAGAGGUUCUCCACCGUUUCCACAAGGAGCAUGAAACGAUGUUCAAGCUCUACAUACUAGCAGAGAAGUUUCAAGAUGGCAUGGCAAAUGAUGAAGCUAUCACAGCCAUUUUUCAGCUCUCACACAUUCACGACUCAGACCAGUAG
Messenger RNA from Ascochyta rabiei, 459 nucleotides. RefSeq lists its product as uncharacterized. Bases 1 to 459 code for a protein of 152 amino acids. The record is from RefSeq and is a predicted model, not a curated record. The transcript has 2 exons. Lineage: Eukaryota; Fungi; Ascomycota; Dothideomycetes; Pleosporales; Didymellaceae. Gene Ontology annotation, molecular function: protein binding.